AUGGUGUGGAAUCGCGUCAGGUUUCCAAAUAUGGCAGUGACUUUCAUGGGCAAAAACGCACGCACACGAUUGCGUGAUAACCAGUAUGUUUUCCGUGUAGAACCGAAUUACACCAAGCAUGAAAUCAAAGAAUAUUUGACGAAGGUUUACGGCUUGCCGGUAACCAAGGUCAACACAAUGAACUACGAGGGUAAAUUCAAGCGUGCAUUUCGUGGUCGCUACGUGUACAAAGAAAAAGACUGGAAGAAGGCUAUUGUGACAAUAAAGGAGUAA
Plasmopara halstedii is the source of this 273-nucleotide messenger RNA. RefSeq names its product ribosomal protein. Gene Ontology annotation, molecular function: structural constituent of ribosome. The transcript has 2 exons. The record is from RefSeq and is a predicted model, not a curated record. The coding region runs from base 1 to 273 and encodes 90 amino acids. Gene Ontology annotation, cellular component: ribosome; mitochondrial large ribosomal subunit. NCBI's taxonomy places the organism in Eukaryota, Oomycota, Peronosporomycetes, Peronosporales, Peronosporaceae. Gene Ontology annotation, biological process: mitochondrial translation.